AUGGCAAAGUGCAGCAGCCAAGAGAGCUUGUGCGUCCUAUGCGAUAAGAUGAUGGAAAAGAGACAAACAUUAGCCACGAAUCUGCGUCAGACUCCCUUGCCGAAAGGCCUGCUGGAUGCCCUCGACGCUCGCUUCAGCCACCGCGGCUUGCUCUGCUGCGAACACUGCAGCCCAAGUCUCCAAGCUCUCCUCAACAUGCUGGAGCAGGAUGAAUCUCAGUGGCCGGCGCCACUGUGGUCUUGGCUCCACGUGUUGGAAGCUUUCUUUGAUCGGGAUCUAGGCACGGGUCAAGCUAUUGCUGCUGGCCACGUUUACCCGACCAUAUUUUGCCGCCGUGGUUGCAAGAUCCACUUUGAGUUGGAUCGUACAUCCCUAGACAUCAGGAAGAUCGCGGCGGGGCUCCAGGACGACGUGGAAAUCGCGAAGGCCAUCGCGGCGAAGCUAGGCUCGAAGUCUUUCACUGCACGCAGUACCACCGCCGGCGAGAUCGCCCCCGGAAACGUUGAUGUGGACUCAGAUGGCCACUUUACCCCGGACGACAUCGGCAACUACUUUUUAGCGCAAACGAACAUCGGCCCUUUCAAGGCGCAGUUCUGUUUGCACUUUGCGUCCCAGCUCUGCAUAGCAAAGCACAACCGCAUGGCUGCUGCGCGAAAGCUUGAACAAAGCCUAUAUGCGCGGAGUGGGGCGCUGGCGAAGCCCUUUGGCAGCUGA
This is a messenger RNA of Effrenium voratum, 714 nucleotides long. The record is from the annotation of a GenBank genome assembly. NCBI's taxonomy places the organism in Eukaryota, Dinophyceae, Suessiales, Symbiodiniaceae.